Molecule: messenger RNA, 1047 nt
Organism: Clonostachys rhizophaga
Lineage: Eukaryota; Fungi; Ascomycota; Sordariomycetes; Hypocreales; Bionectriaceae
Source: the annotation of a GenBank genome assembly
AUGGGUUGGAACGUCUUCCGAUACUUGGGAGAUAUCUCCCACAUGCUCUCCAAGAUCAUCUUGAUCCUAGCCAUCCACCGCAAUCGAUCAUCGGAAGGAGUCAGCUUGAUCACCCAAGGACUCUAUGCCGUCGUCUUCUGUACCCGAUACCUUGACCUCUUCAACCCCAUGAAGGACCAUCCCGCGUGGAACGUGGUCUUCAAGACGGUUUACAUCCUCUCGUCCUUCUACACAAUUGGAAUCAUGCAGUGGAUGUUCCCUCGAUCGCGCGAGAGGGAGUUUGCUUGGAAGAUGGGCGCCGUUGUCGCAGCUGGAUCACUCCUGCUCUCCCCAUUCGCCAUGCUCAUCUUCGAGAACAAGCAGAGGUGGUCAUUCAUUAACUGGCUCUGGGUCUUCUCCGAGAUCCUCGAAUCCGUUUGCGUGCUUCCCCAGCUUCUACUCCUCCGCCAGACGACCGUCCCUACAGUCAUCAACAGCUUCUACCUCGUGACUCUCGGUUCAUACCGCGGCUUCUACUGCAUCAAUUGGAUAUGGCGCUACUUCGACAAGAACGACCCGGGCGCCCCUCUCGUGUCUGUCAUCUUUGGAAUCAUCCAGACAGCGCUGUACAUUGACUUCGCCUGGGUAUACUACACCCGCCAGCGCGUCAAGCUCAGGGGCGGCGGCAUUGUCGACGCCGACGAUCUUCGCAGGAGUUGGCUUCUUCGCCGCAUCUUUGGCAAGAACGUCACCACAUCGAUCGACGACGAUGACGAGGAGAGCGGCCCUGCCCUGGGAGGCGAAGGUGGCGUCCGUGGCGGCAGCCGGCCCAAGUGGGGAUCCAGGGGCAUCUCCAUCAGCGCCGAUGACGACGUCCUGGACUCGGAGCGGGAGCACCUGGCGCAGUCCGAUGGUGUCACCGACUCCAUCGAUCCGGAUGCCAAGAUGCAGGAUCCCGACGAGCUAGCCAAGGCGCUCGACGAUGAGGAGGAGGAAGAGGCUGGACCUGCCAGCCGCCCCAACAAUGGCAACGCCAGCGGAGUCCGCAAUGACGAGUGGGACGAUUAG